UGCCCGCUGCGGACUUGCUGCCGCCCAGCCUGACCAUGGAGAUCCCUGUACCUAUCCAGCCAUCCUGGCUGCGCCGCCCAGCCCCCCUUGGAUUCCCCAGCCUGGGCACCCCUACCAGGCUCUUUGACCAGCGUUUUGGGGAGGGUCUACUGGAGGCCGAGCUGGCUGCCCUCUGCCCUCAGGCCCUGGCACCGUACUACCUUCGGGCACCUAGCGUGGCCCUUCGGGCUGAUCCUGGCCCUGGAGAGGCGACCCUGGCCAAGGGGCAGUUUUCGGUGUUACUGGAUGUGAAGCAUUUCUCUCCUGAGGAGAUCAAUGUCAAGGUGGUGGGGGAGCAUGUGGAAGUGCAUGCCCGCCAUGAGGAACGCCCGGACGAGCAUGGCUUCAUCUCUCGGGAGUUUCACCGACGCUAUCGCCUACCAGAGGGUGUGGACCCUGCAGCAGUGACCUCAGCCCUGUCCCCUGAGGGGAUCCUGUCUAUCCAGGCCUCAGCCACCACCCCUGGCACCCAGGCAGCUGAGCAUACAGUGCCCAUUGCCCAGGGGUCAGUGCCUGGGGCUAAGUAGGAGGGACAAUGGGGCUACCACACGCUGACCCUGCUCCCCCAUAUUCCGAGCUCUAACCACCCAUCCCUGGCGUCACCCCCAUCCAAACACUAGCCCUUCUUGCCCACAGAUGGGUACAACCUCUGCCCUUCUAAUACCCCACGAUGGGGCUUCCCUUCUUCCCGUCUCACUCCCAGCCUUCUCCUUUUGUCCUCCCCAGUAACAUAGCCCACCUCCUGUGCCCCAGGCUCUGGAGAGGCCCUGCGUCCAGGACCCAAUAAAUGCACUGGCCUCUGCCC
Trichosurus vulpecula (common brushtail) is the source of this 844-nucleotide messenger RNA. It is a transcript of the gene HSPB6, whose product is annotated as heat shock protein family B (small) member 6. The record is from RefSeq and is a predicted model, not a curated record. Gene Ontology annotation, molecular function: structural constituent of eye lens; protein folding chaperone. The coding region runs from base 36 to 566 and encodes 176 amino acids. Lineage: Eukaryota; Metazoa; Chordata; Mammalia; Diprotodontia; Phalangeridae. Gene Ontology annotation, biological process: protein refolding; response to heat. The transcript is spliced from 3 exons.